GAAUUGUCUGUAGUAAUUACUAAUUUCACAGUCUGCAGCUUUUGUUUAUACUAUUACAAAACGCCAUUUUUCUUAUAUCAUUUCAAAGUUGCCAGUAUUGUUUUUUAUAUUGUGAAAGAACGAACGUCGAGAAUCGUGCAAGUGAAAAAAUAAAUUUAUAAAUUUUCAAUUGGAUUUUUUGCAUAAUGCAUGCAAAGCAAUCGUAGUUAUUUUACAAUAAAAAUAAAUUGUAAUAUUUAAAUAAUAAAAUGUAUAUAAAUUUAUAAGCCAAAUUGUAAGAAUAAAGCCUGAAAAACAAAAGGAAAAUUUUGUGAAAAAACGGGCCAUCAGCAAUUCAACACACAUACACAACACAUUGUCAUAAAGAAAAAAAUAAAUACGUACUUCUAAAUCGUUGUCCGUGGCGUUUGUGUAGUCAGUUACCCACCGUGUUGUAUUUAAGAUAAUCACAAAAUAAAAAAAUAUAUGUAUAAAAAUUAACGAAAACAAAAAGCCAAUAGAAAAGUCUCAUCUCGAUCUUGCAAGACUCCGGAUAAUAUCAAAUCGGCGAUUCUCGACAACAAUAAAAACAAGCAAGCAUUUAACAAAAGUGAUUCUUAGAGUAAUAAAUAAAUAAUUUUAACAUAAGCAAAUGUGUUAAAUUUGUGCCUAAUAUUGUGUUCUUAAUUUGCUGUGUUUCAAAUACAAGGAAAUUUAGACAAAAAUUCUUUUUAAUUCUAAGAAAAUUAAAAAUUUGCCAUUUGUGUAAACGAAACCAAACGAAAACAACAAAAAAAUUCUCUACCACAAAGUGAUACAACAAAAGGCUGAAACAAAUCCAUUAAUUUAUCAUACAAAAAACAUAAAACUAAAAUUAAAGGCUUUUAAGUACUAGAUUAAACAAAAAAGUUUAUUAAAAUGUAUCCCGUUGGACAACACACACAAUGGACUCCUUCGCCCACAAGGCCUCAGAGCCCUUCGCAACAGCAGACUAGCUUCGAUACACUCACAUCACCACCAGCACCUGGUUCAUCUGUGAAUCCCACCGCUGUAACCAGCCCAAGUGCUUCUAGUGUUGCUGUAGGUGGUGCCGUGGGUGGCGCAUCGUCCACCCAAGCAGCUGUUGCCUCCGCUUUAGGUGCUUCAUCGACCGUAACCGCAGCAACAGCAGCAGCGGCAGCUACUCCCACCACCCAACCUGAACUGCCAGUAUUUACAUGUCCUCGUCGUCCCAAUUUGGGUCGGGAAGGUCGUCCCAUAGUACUGCGCGCUAAUCAUUUUCAAGUUAGCAUGCCCCGUGGUUAUGUGCACCACUACGAUAUCAACAUACAACCGGAUAAAUGUCCGCGCAAAGUUAAUCGGGAAAUUAUUGAGACCAUGGUACAUGCGUAUAGUAAAAUAUUCGGUGUCCUAAAGCCGGUAUUCGAUGGUCGCAACAAUUUGUACACCCGCGAUCCUUUGCCGAUUGGUAAUGAUCGUUUGGAAUUGGAGGUUACUUUACCGGGCGAGGGUAAAGAUCGUAUUUUCCGUGUGACCAUUAAGUGGAUGGCUCAAGUAUCGCUCUUUAAUUUGGAAGAAGCUCUAGAGGGUCGUACCCGUCAAAUACCCUACGAUGCUAUAUUAGCUUUAGAUGUGGUUAUGCGUCAUUUACCCAGUAUGACGUAUACACCGGUAGGCAGGAGUUUCUUCAGUUCACCGGACGGCUAUUAUCAUCCUUUGGGCGGUGGUCGUGAAGUAUGGUUUGGUUUCCAUCAGAGUGUACGUCCCUCCCAGUGGAAAAUGAUGUUGAAUAUUGAUGUAUCUGCUACGGCAUUCUACAAGUCGCAACCUGUUAUUGAUUUCAUGUGCGAAGUCUUAGAUAUAAGAGAUAUUAAUGAGCAGCGCAAACCUUUGACAGAUUCUCAACGUGUCAAAUUUACUAAAGAAAUUAAAGGACUUAAAAUCGAAAUCACUCAUUGUGGUCAAAUGAGACGUAAAUAUCGUGUCUGUAAUGUUACCAGAAGACCAGCACAAAUGCAAUCAUUCCCCCUACAACUUGAAAAUGGUCAGACGGUAGAAUGUACCGUUGCGAAAUAUUUCCUUGAUAAAUAUCGCAUGAAAUUACGUUUCCCCCAUUUACCUUGUCUACAAGUGGGCCAAGAGCAUAAACACACUUAUCUGCCCUUGGAGGUAUGUCACAUUGUGGCCGGACAAAGAUGUAUAAAGAAAUUGACAGACAUGCAAACGUCUACCAUGAUUAAAGCCACCGCACGUUCAGCUCCAGAUCGUGAACGUGAAAUCAAUAAUUUAGUUAAAAGGGCCGAUUUCAACAAUGAUUCAUAUGUACAAGAAUUCGGUCUUACCAUCUCAAACUCUAUGAUGGAAGUAAGAGGCCGUGUUUUACCGCCACCUAAACUACAAUAUGGGGGACGUGUUUCAAGCAUGACGGGUCAACAACUCUUCCCACCACAAAAUAAAGUAUCUUUGGCGUCACCGAAUCAGGGCGUUUGGGAUAUGCGCGGUAAGCAAUUCUUUACCGGUGUAGAGAUUAGGGUAUGGGCUAUUGCUUGCUUUGCUCCACAACGGACGGUAAGAGAGGAUGCUUUACGUAAUUUUACUCAACAAUUGCAAAAGAUCUCUAACGAUGCUGGUAUGCCAAUAAUUGGCCAACCUUGUUUCUGUAAAUAUGCUACUGGACCCGAUCAAGUUGAACCCAUGUUUAAAUAUUUAAAACAAUCAUUUGCCAGUUUACAAUUGGUGGUGGUUGUACUACCGGGAAAAACGCCCGUCUAUGCUGAAGUAAAACGUGUGGGUGAUACUGUUUUGGGCAUGGCCACACAAUGUGUGCAGGCCAAGAAUGUGAAUAAGACUUCGCCUCAGACGCUUUCCAAUUUAUGUCUCAAAAUCAAUGUUAAGUUGGGUGGCAUCAAUUCGAUUCUCGUACCCUCUAUACGUCCUAAAGUUUUCAACGAACCUGUUAUUUUCCUGGGUGCCGAUGUUACCCAUCCACCGGCCGGUGAUAAUAAGAAACCCUCUAUUGCUGCUGUAGUUGGCUCAAUGGAUGCUCAUCCCUCACGUUAUGCCGCCACGGUACGCGUGCAACAGCAUCGCCAGGAAAUUAUACAGGAACUAUCGAGCAUGGUUCGUGAAUUGUUAAUAAUGUUCUACAAGUCAACUGGCGGCUAUAAACCUCAUCGUAUUAUUCUAUAUCGUGAUGGUGUGUCCGAAGGUCAAUUCCCUCAUGUGCUACAACAUGAACUCACAGCCAUACGUGAAGCUUGCAUUAAAUUAGAGGCUGAAUAUCGUCCGGGUAUUACGUUUAUUGUCGUACAAAAACGUCAUCACACCAGGCUAUUUUGUGCCGAAAAGAAAGAGCAGAGCGGUAAAUCUGGCAAUAUACCAGCUGGUACAACGGUCGAUGUUGGCAUUACACAUCCCACUGAGUUUGAUUUCUAUUUGUGCAGUCAUCAAGGUAUUCAGGGUACAAGUCGACCUUCACAUUAUCACGUUUUAUGGGAUGAUAAUCAUUUCGAUUCGGAUGAAUUGCAAUGUUUAACAUAUCAACUGUGUCAUACAUAUGUACGUUGUACUAGAUCGGUUUCUAUACCAGCACCGGCAUAUUAUGCACAUUUGGUUGCUUUUAGAGCUAGAUAUCAUUUGGUUGAAAAAGAACAUGACUCUGGUGAGGGAUCCCACCAGAGUGGCUGUUCUGAAGAUCGAACACCAGGAGCAAUGGCACGAGCCAUCACUGUACAUGCAGAUACCAAAAAGGUUAUGUACUUUGCUUAAAUUUACAUACAAACAAAAGUCUAUUUAUUUAUUUGUUUAAACGGUCUCUCUCUCGUACACAAUACUAAAUAUAUUAACUCUCUUAUGAAAGAACAAAAUGCCAAAAAAAAAAAUAUUAAAAAAACUUUAAACUACGAAAUUUUAAACAAGACACAAAAUCUUCGAAUAACUCAAUACAAACACAAAUGAAAGCAUUUUU
Messenger RNA from Calliphora vicina (urban bluebottle blowfly), 3946 nucleotides. It is a transcript of the gene AGO1, whose product is annotated as protein argonaute-2. The record is from RefSeq and is a predicted model, not a curated record. Bases 898 to 3747 code for a protein of 949 amino acids. Gene Ontology annotation, biological process: regulatory ncRNA-mediated post-transcriptional gene silencing. NCBI's taxonomy places the organism in Eukaryota, Metazoa, Arthropoda, Insecta, Diptera, Calliphoridae. The transcript has 9 exons. Gene Ontology annotation, molecular function: single-stranded RNA binding; RNA endonuclease activity; miRNA binding.